Lodderomyces margitis is the source of this 1779-nucleotide messenger RNA. RefSeq names its product lysine--tRNA ligase (gene KRS1). The record is from RefSeq and is a predicted model, not a curated record. The coding region runs from base 1 to 1779 and encodes 592 amino acids. Lineage: Eukaryota; Fungi; Ascomycota; Pichiomycetes; Serinales; Debaryomycetaceae. Gene Ontology annotation, biological process: lysyl-tRNA aminoacylation. Gene Ontology annotation, cellular component: cytosol; cytoplasm. Gene Ontology annotation, molecular function: ATP binding; tRNA binding; lysine-tRNA ligase activity. The transcript has a single exon.
AUGUCUGAAGUUGAUAAAGUUGCUGAACAAGUGCAAAAGACAUACUUAGAUGAUGUCACUGGUGAACAAGUCUCCAAAACGGAGUUGAAAAAAAGACAAAAACAAAGAGCUAUUGAAGCUAAAAAAGCUCAAAAAGCACCAGCUCCUCAAGCAAAGUCAUCUAAAAAGAAGAAUGAAUUUGCUGAUUUGAACCCUAACCAAUUCCACGAGAUCAGAUCUCGUCAAAUUGAAGAGUUGAGAGAAAAGAGCAAUGCUGAUCCAUCUGCUUUUAACCCUUAUCCUCACAAAUUCGAUGUCACCAAAAGAUUGCCCGAUUUUGUCAAAGAGUAUAGUCACUUGAAAAGAGGAGAGUCAUUGAAAGAUGUCACUCUUCAAGUCACUGGUAGAAUAAUGACCAAGAGGGAAUCCGGAUCCAAAUUGAAGUUUUACGUUUUGAAAGGUGAUGGAGUUGAAAUACAAGUCAUGGCUCAAGCUCAAGAUGCCGAGUCACCAGAAGCGUUUGAAGAAAUGCAUGACAUUUUAAAAAGAGGUGAUAUUAUUGGUGUUACUGGUUAUCCAGGAAGAACCACCCCUGCUAAAGGUGGUGAGGGUGAAUUAUCAGUAUUUGCUCAAAAAGUUCAAUUAUUAACUCCAUGUUUGCACAUGUUGCCUACUGAACAUUAUGGUUUCAAAGACCAAGAGGCUAGAUACAGAAAACGUUACUUGGACUUAAUUAUGAACGAUUCUAGUAGAGAAAGAUUUAGAGUUAGAUCUAAAAUCAUUCAAUUUAUCAGAAAGUUUUUGGACCAACGUGAUUUCGUUGAAGUUGAGACCCCAAUUUUGAAUGUUAUAGCUGGUGGUGCCACUGCCAAGCCAUUCACCACUCAUCACAACGAUUUGAAUAUGGAAAUGUUUAUGAGAAUUGCUCCAGAAUUGUUCUUGAAGGAGUUGGUUGUAGGUGGUAUGGAUAGAGUUUAUGAAAUUGGUAGACAAUUUAGAAAUGAGGGUAUCGAUAUGACUCAUAACCCAGAGUUCACCACAUGUGAAUUCUAUCAGGCAUAUGCUGAUGUCUACGAUUUAAUGGACAUGACCGAAUUGAUGUUUUCAGAAAUGGUUAAAGAAAUUACUGGUGAUUACAAAAUCACCUACCACCCAGAGGGUCCAGAAGGCAAAACUUUAACCUUGGACUUUUCAAGACCAUGGAAGAGAGUUAAUAUGAUUGAAGAAUUGGAAAAAGUUUACAAUGUCAAGUUUCCAGCUGGUGACCAAUUGCACACUGCUGAAACUGGUGAAUUUUUGAAAAAAGUCUUGAAAGACAACAACUUGGAAUGUUCACCACCAUUGACCAACGCCAGAAUGUUGGACAAAUUAGUUGGUGAAUUGGAGGAUGCAUCGAUCAAUCCAACAUUUAUUUUUGGACACCCACAAAUGAUGUCGCCAUUGGCUAAAAAGGAUAGAAACAUUCCUGGAUUGUGUGAAAGAUUUGAAGUCUUUGUUGCAACCAAAGAAAUUUGUAAUGCUUACACCGAAUUGAACGAUCCGUUUGAUCAACGUGCAAGAUUCGAGGAACAAGCUAGACAAAAAGCACAGGGUGACGAUGAAGCACAAAUGGUUGAUGAAACCUUCUGUAAUGCUUUAGAGUACGGUUUACCACCAACCGCUGGUUGGGGUUGUGGUAUUGAUCGUUUGGCUAUGUUUUUGACCGAUUCAAACACUAUUAGAGAAGUGUUGUUGUUUCCAACUUUGAAACCAGAUGCUUUAGUCUUGAAAGGUGAAGAACCAUUGAAGAAUGAUAAUUAG